AUUUAUAUACUUCUAUCAGUAAAUUUGAGAAAAGUUUCAUUUUCUUCUUUAUAUGCGGCAGAUGCAUUUCUUUAUACUAUUUUGCUAGAAAUGUGUGUUGAAUGGAAUCUAGCAAGGAGAUGCAUCAUGUUUCGCAGGUUUCAUUCUCUUCUCUAUAGAAUUCUCUUUUGGGCUCCAAAAAUCAUUAUGGGCCCUUACAUAUAAGACACCGCUUACAUUGAUGUGACGCUGAUUGUUGUUACGUUACUGUCCGUGAAACUUCUGCUUUCCCAGUUCGCGCUCAGUAUCUCACAGUCAUGAAAGUGUCGGUUCCGUUCGCGUGUGAUUGAGUACUCAUCAAGAGUACAGCUUCUACUAGCAACCGCACAGGACAUCGUUCUAAGAUAUUGCAGCACGUGAUUGCGGCAAAGAUCACUAUUAGCAGCAGUAGCAACAAUAGCUCUCUAUCCGGUCUUUGUAUUUGCAACGAGAGGCAUCGAUCUAUUUCCAAUAUAGUCAUGGAAAGUUCAUCAAACAAAGCAAUCGACGAGACAUCGCAAGAGGAUUGUAUUUGGAUAGAAUUGAGAUUGUUGCAAUCAAUUAUGAUACAAAGUAGAUUGGGCCAGACAAUACUGAAACUUAUUGAUUAUUUUCUGUGGAUUGUAGAGAAAUGUAUGGAAUGGAGUCUCCCUAGACAGAAUAUCAAAGAUGAGAAAGAUUCAAAAAAAAUGGAACUCGUGCGACCAUUGCCAUGGCUUUUGUUCUUACCGAGCUUAAUAAUAUUACGUAUAAUCAGAGUCAUAGUAAAUAUAGGUGCUUCCAUAUUGAGUUAUCCAAAAAUUACAUCAAGUGAAAUGGUAAAACUCGUGCAGAAAUAUCGUAGAUAUCUGCAUGAUACAAUGAAGAAAAAGAAGAAAGAGAAGAAAGAAAAGUAUAAUGAGCUCAAGGACAAGAGAUCGUCGAUGAAUGAGGCCAGAAAGGCCCUGAUCAGAUCUAUUCGUCUGACUUUAUCGAGCUUAUCCUGCAUGGAUACAUCCAAACCCCCUCCAUCACCACCGCCUACCAAAAUUUAUAUUAGUAGCAACCUCGAUCCCGAUCCAGUAACAACGACAUCGGAAGAAAAGUCGGAAAACAAAUCCGAAGAAAAGUCAGUGACAGAAUCAAUGGAUUCGGCAACAUCAAAAGACUCAAGCGAAUCGGAGGACGAGAAGCAAGAUAAGGAGGAAAGGGAGAAGAAAGAGUGGAAAGAAUCUGUAAAUGAUAAGAUUGAUCGACUCGCUUUGGAAAAUAGCGAGGAUGAUGAAGAUUUUGAACCGGACGAAUGCUCGUCGAGCGGUACGAACAGUAUCGAUGACGAUGAUGAGAACAGCGAUGGUAAUGUGUCCCUGAAUGAGAUUAACGACAUAAUUGAAGACGCAGUAACGUUCAAGAAAAAUAAAAACAUCGAGCAGUUUUUGCAUGCCGAGCAAACUUCCACGCUAGCUUGUAAGCAAGAACCCAUCGAAUCGGCUUGCGAAAAGAAAACGUCAGCCAAGGAGAGUCGCGAUAAGGUAGAAGAGCACCUUGCGCCUUCGCAGCGCAUCGAUUCGUCAGAAUGUUGUACGCCCGACAGAUCCAGUCAGGAAGAUCCAACCUUCUAUUCGCCGAUCAGCUUGGAUAAUGACUCGCCGAAGAAGCUGUUGAUGUCGACCGUCAAACAAUAUGUCUCAAGAAAAAUCUUAGAUACAAAAGAGUUUAUCAAUGGCGAAGUACGAUUUAUCUCAGCAUCAACCAUUUCAGAAUCGAAAUCAUCCAGGCAGACUGACAACGCAGUAACAGAGAAGUACAGUACAAACGUGAGUAAAGGACGUAAAGGUAAGCGCACGAGUCGCAGCAAUCGCAAGAAAAAAUAAUAGAUUGACAAAAGCAAAACAAAAAGAGAAAGAAAGAAGAGGAAGGAAAGAGAGAACGAAAGCUUUCCUCCGAGACAACAAAUCACUAUUGUAACAUACAAUAUCGCGCCAUAUCGAACGUCAUUGAUAGUUACGCAAUUGUCGAAGAUUACACAUGAUUUCGAAUGAUAGAUAUCUAUUUGUCGUCUAGAUAUAAUGAGAUAUCAGGUAAUGAAAACGUUUUUUUAAAUAAAAGUUGAGUUUUUUAACAGAUCUCCGAAUCAUCGCAGUCA
Cyphomyrmex costatus is the source of this 2143-nucleotide messenger RNA. RefSeq names its product myb-like protein X. The record is from RefSeq and is a predicted model, not a curated record. Lineage: Eukaryota; Metazoa; Arthropoda; Insecta; Hymenoptera; Formicidae. The coding region runs from base 498 to 1871 and encodes 457 amino acids. The transcript is spliced from 11 exons.